AUGCUUUGCUCAGGCUUUCUUUGAUGCGCAUCCCCUUCUCUUCUCUUCUCUUCUCCCACCAUAGACCCAGCAGAGAAUUUGGGAUGAAGAAGUGCCACUUCUGCCAGCACGUGGGGUCAGACAUCAGUCCUUAUUUAUCCUAGCUGUGGCCAGGCAGUGUAAUUUAGGGGGAUGUGGAAGCAUUACACCCUUCUGUUCUAACAGCAGUGCAAGGCGGGGAGGGGGGGGUGGGUGUACUGCAUUGUCCUCGGGAGCACAGACCCUCCCCCAGGGCUUUUCAUCCGCCCCUGGGAUGCUGCAAAACAGCCUGCCUCUGCUGGGGACUGGCAUCCCCCGCUUAAACCACCUGGGGAAAAGCAUGCUGCUGUGAUGCCACCACGCCAGCCCUUGCAGCGCCGGGAGGAUUGGAAAGUCCUCAGGCAGCAGGACGGAACUGACGAAUUGCCGUGUGUUACGGCGUCUGUCCUGUCCCUCUUGCUCUCCCCAUCUGCGUACCCACCCGCCGGCGGUUACUCAGCACGUCGGUGGAAAUGAGCCUGUUUUUUCCUGUUAUCGAGUAAGCAGUUAUGACUGUGAUGCUCAAGGACAAACCUCGGCCUCCCACUCCCCCCUCCCUUAACAGCACAAAAGAAACCUACCUAAGCCGUUAUCUUCGCCGGGCGCUGCCAGAGCAGUUUUUGGUUGGCUGGAGCGAUGCUGGGUCCCCCUCCCAGCUCUCCCGCCUCCCACCCGAUAUAAAGCACGGCUCCUCACCGCUUUUCCAGCCGACAGCACACGACUGCGGGCGCAGGUGGUGCCGCAGCCGCCUGUUGCACGCUGCUACCAAGGAACCCAUGAGUUGCUGGGUGCCUGGGUGCCCAGCUCUCAGCAUGUGCCGGGGGUUAGCCACACUCCCCAUCACUUGCCUGGAAAGAGCCAAGGAUCUGAAGACCCGCUUAGGGAUCCUGCUUCAUAAACCGGAGCUGGGACACAGGAUCGGGACCUCCAGCAAGCUGCAACUGGGCUCCAGGCGGAGAGACUCCUCACGAGACGUACUUGAAUGGAGGGAGUCCUUUGACCAGCUGCUGAAGAGUAAAAGUGGGGUGACAGCCUUCCACACCUUCCUGAAGACAGAGUUCAGCGAGGAGAACCUUGACUUCUGGCUGGCGUGUGAGGACUUCAAAAAGACCCGGUCGAAAACCAAGCUGGCCUCCAAGGCCAACAGGAUCUUCGAGGAGUUUGUCCAAAGUGAGGCACCCAGAGAGGUGAAUAUCGACCACGAAACCAGGGAGAUCACCCGCAAAAACCUCUCAGGUGCCACCUCCGCUUGCUUCAACGAAGCCCAGGCUAAAACCCGCACUUUGAUGGAGAAGGACUCCUACCCCCGGUUCCUGAAGUCUGCCUCCUACCAGGACAUGACCAAACAGGCCACCAGCUGCAGCAUCAGCAAGCGGUCGCAUACCUGACCUGAGCCCGAGUUGGCCACGGGGGGACGAGCCGGGGGACGAGGCAGAGCUUGAGAGAGGGUUUGUGAGGGCUGAGGUCCAUGCGACGGGGUUUUGGCUGAAGUCUUGGCAUUUUAGCAGGAUCCCCAGGACCCCAAGUGCUUCCUGCUUCCCAACAAGCUGCUGGGAAAAGAGGUCCUCGCUCCCCGAAGGAGCGGAGCGGGUGGGAACCCGAUGCCUCCCCUUGCAGCAAGGCUGGAGACCUGCACCAUCACAGGGACACAAAGAAAUCAAAUUUGAGUUGCAAGCCUGGGAAAAAGACAUCAGAUUCCCCUGAGCAUCUGUAACUGGAGAGCUCCCACCUGCUCUCAGGACCCUGCCUUGGACCUGCGGCAUCAGGAGCCUCCAAUUCCUGCCCUGCCCAGGGCGACAACCCUAGACGUGCCCACAGGGCUUUUCCUAUGAGGGAAUGGCCAGAAUAAAGUCCCAAAGACUAUGUGGCAUUUUCAGACGGAGGGACCCUGUGCCUAACUUCUCCUGAUCCUGAGAUCCUUCUGCCGUUUCCUACGCAUGUUCUGCAUCAAAGCUUUACAUCUUCUAGUAGAGAAUAUCCCUAGCAGUGAUGUUUUUAUCCCUUGCUUAAGAUACAUGACCUUUAGAUUGCACAUAAUCUUAGGCCACAUGCAUAACAUUUUAUUACUGCUAUUGUUAUUUAUUUUAUCAUUAUUAUAUACAUAUAUAUAUAUAUUUAUUAGAAGAGCACUGCUGAAAGUAUACAUACUUCCCUUGCUCCCAGGUGCUUGUAAAUGGAAUUAUUUUAGAUAUUGUAGCACUUAGCAUGCUUCUCACCUUUUCUGUAUAAUAACUUGAGAGAUGACCAGGCAGAUCUGUAACAUGAAUGAAUAGAAGUAGCGAGAGCUGCAGUCCAGCAAGGACUGUGGGAGGGGUCCAAGGCGGCAGAUUUCCCGUGAGCUCGGAGGACCUUUGGUGGCAGUAAAAGGAUGCUUUGCAGUCUGUGCUGUUUACUUUCUCCCCUUAAAGAUGUGGACAGCAUCUUGGCACACAGAUGUGUCCUAGGCAGAGAAUAGCGAUGUAAAACAGGCACUUUGGUGAGUGAUCCUGUUGAAAACUUAUUUUUUACACAUGGGAGAGAAGACCUGGGGCUUUUCACUGGUUUAAUAUUGGGUUUGGUGUUCCCUUGGCUGGUGAAACCAGUCUGCAGCCACAGCGCUUUACCAGAAACCCAGGGAGCCGAACAAAACAGUGGGUGUGUGCCAUGAAUUCAGCGUCUUGGGGAGGGGGCAGCAGGACACCUCACCUGCUCAGACCCGUGGGGUGAGGUCUUCAGAAAAGCCCUCUGAGGAGGGAUUUCUGAGUCCCACAGCCACCCUGGGGAAGCUGUGGACCCCUUUUGACAGCAACAGUGCCAGCAGCUGUGUGGGUGGGUGACGGGGAACCCACGGCUGUCCUGCGCUGGGUCACGGGGAACGUGCCACCGGCAUCGUUUCCUACUGGGACAGCCUGGGGCUGCCACAUGUGCCUCUAUCUCUAAAGAGCAAACCUUGAGGUCCUUAUCCCGCUGGUACUCACUCCUUCCCGAGAGAACCAUCUUUUGCCCUCCCGAGCACUAGCCGAAGCACAGGAUCACUCGGGCUUUUUGUGGAUGUUUGAGCAGAGCAAGGGACCGAGGGCCAGUUUGGGGACAGUAUUCUGAGUCCUCUUCCACCUUCCCCAUCCCGGUUCUACCUCUGAGCCUCGGUGGGUCCUGGCUGUGUUUACAGGGAGAUUUUAGCUGCUUUCUUAUUUAUUAUUUAUUUUUACAACUGGAACCACCUUUGUUGUGUUACUGAAGUGAAUGACGCACAAUGCUCAGUCUUCAUUACUAACAUAGUACCGUCGUUAUAAAAUAAAAUGUAAAGAGCAAAAUACUGUGACAACAUGGUUUUUUUGGUUGUGGCUUUCAAUUAAUUUUUAUAUUCUAAUUUUGAAUGAUUUGCAAAGCAUACUAAAACAAGCUGCUUGUGUUGGAUGGCUCAAGAGGCAUUUAUAGUUGCUUUAAAAGUUGCAGUGUUAGAAACAGAAAAGGAAGAGCAAGACAUGCGAAGAGAAAAUCUUCAUGGUAUUCAGCUUAUUGAAGAGAACUGAACAGUUCACAGCAAGAAUGAAAGCAGAAGUUAAGUUUUUAAUGUAUUUAUUGCCAGGGUGUUCAGUACUGUUUGUGUCGCUUGCCAUUUUCUGAGAACUUUACAGGACUGCUGUUCCCAUUGCCUAAUUAAUAUCAGUAAGACCCCACUGUCUUAAAAGCACGGGAGGAUUCAAGUAAGGGCUGCUGUUUGCAAAAACUGCUUUUGGGUUGCUGUCAUAAAUAAUACUUGACUUUUAUCAAUAACUCACCUGAGGAUUGAGUUCACUUACAAGAGGGAAUAUAUCUGGUGUUAGAGGGGUUAAUAGAAAACAUCCUACCUCUGUCGCAGCAUGUGCUGUCUCGGAGGUCUGAGCAGUCCCCUGUGACCCUGUGGGAUGGUUUGGGAGGGCAGAGGGGGGGUGCGUGCUGUGUGCUCCUCCGGGGACUGUGGGAGCACUGGAGGGCUCCCUGCGGCACGAGCCAUGCAGGGAUGGGAGCAUCCAAGUGUAGCUCAGAGAUGCUAAUGCUCCAAAUAAAAACCAAACCAAA
Tyto alba (common barn owl) is the source of this 4098-nucleotide messenger RNA. RefSeq names its product regulator of G protein signaling 16 (gene RGS16). The record is from RefSeq and is a predicted model, not a curated record. The transcript is spliced from 5 exons. Bases 567 to 1445 code for a protein of 292 amino acids. Lineage: Eukaryota; Metazoa; Chordata; Aves; Strigiformes; Tytonidae.